Neoarius graeffei (lesser salmon catfish) is the source of this 1282-nucleotide messenger RNA. RefSeq names its product mitochondrial ribosomal protein S23 (gene mrps23). Gene Ontology annotation, molecular function: structural constituent of ribosome. The transcript is spliced from 5 exons. Bases 80 to 655 code for a protein of 191 amino acids. Lineage: Eukaryota; Metazoa; Chordata; Actinopteri; Siluriformes; Ariidae. Gene Ontology annotation, cellular component: mitochondrion; ribosome. Gene Ontology annotation, biological process: translation. The record is from RefSeq and is a predicted model, not a curated record.
AAUCUCGGGUGAACUGCAGGUUUUUCAUGACCCCUGUCAUUUUAUUUUCAUUUUUCUAAAUAUUUUUAUUCUUAAGUGCAUGAUGGCUGGAAGCCGACUUGAGAAGGUUGGAACUGUUUUUACACGGGUUCGAGAUCUUAUACGCUCUGGAGUCAUCAAAGAGUCGAAGAAACCUGUUUGGUUUGACGUCUAUGCUGCGUUUCCUCCGAAGAGAGAACCCGUAUAUGUGAAACCAGUGAGGAUGGUGCGGCGGAAAACUGAGGAGAACGUGCCUGAGAUCUUUUACAAGGAGGAUCAGAUACGAGCGAAAUUCUACGAGUUGUAUGGAAAUGGACCGAAAGCAUUUGAUCUCACAAAAACCAACUUUGUAUCAACCUGCCAAAGAUUUGUGGAGAAGUACAGUGAAUUGGAGAGCAGGGGAGAUGUGAAGCCAGAGAUGCUGCUCGAGGAAACGGCAAAGGCUCUUCUUGCUGAUGGUAUUGUGCUCAGGAGGAGAGGAGGCAGACCUGCUGGGGCAGCAGAGAAACACAACCCUGUUCUGGCCAUGAAGUUAACAGACAUGUUGGCUGAACAGCAAAAAGAUGACGUUCAUGACGCACACACUCUGGAGGAGCACGCACACACCACUCCCACCGACACUUCACACACCUUAUAGCGUAAUAUACUUUUGUUCAUCUGUUCUUUAUAAAUAUAAAUCGGUGUAAUGAAUAUAAAAUGCAGUUUGCAGAGCACCAAGGAUAAGUUUGAUGACUAUUUUCCUGAUGAGCCUUCCUUCAUUUUAGUCUCAACAGACAGAACUGAAAAACGGAAGUGAUCUUUUCAACUUAACAAACAUUUCUGUAUUCAAUCACAGAUUUGUAUUGUGGAAAAAAAGUUUGGACAUCUGAGCAUCACACCCAUGUGUUUCUUCCCCAAACUGUUCCAAGCACACAGUUGUAUAGAUUGUAAUGCUACAGCAUGCAUACAAACAAUUUACCCUUCACUGGGACUGAGAGGCCCAAACCUGUUCCAGCAUGGCAAUGCCCCUGUGCCAAGGUUGGAGUGGAAGAACUUGAGUGUCCUGCACAGAUCCCUGACCUCAACUCCACCAGACUGAAUGAAAUCUAGUGGAAGGCCUUCCCAGAAGAAUGGAGGUUAUUAUAACAGCAAAUGGGGACUAAAUCUGGAACGAGAUUUUCAAGAAGCACGUAUGAGUGUUAUGUUCAGGUGUGAAGAAAAUUUUGGCAUACAAAAAAUAGUGUAUGUUGUAUUGUUAAUGAAAAUAAUAAAUUUUUCAACAUCA